GGCUCAUUCCUCGCUCAAGUCGCGUGAAAGUUGGACGCCACUCAGCGCAAAGAAAGCAACCAGCCGACAGCAACAGACGACAACAACAAGCAGCUACCUUUAUAAGAAAGCAAUUCCUACAGCCGAGCAAGAACAAACAAAACAAAAACAAAAUCAAACGCAACGAACUGGUCCGUUUUGACCCACAUACUGCAAGCUGAGAGCCCAGCGAUAGAAUUUCAGUAUUUCGAGCGUCGAGUGAAAUUUACUUACAAAAAACCAACAAUCACAACAACCAACAAUUAUGUGCCACAAAUUUGGAAUAAUAUUGCUGCUGUCCACAGUGGGCGCCAUUUGGGCUCAGCAACAGCCUUACUAUCUGCAGCAAUGCCCUCGCGAUGAGGCAGCUAUUAACGAGUGUCUACGUGAUAGCGGCAACAAAUUGGUGCAUUAUCUACAAAAGGGCAUACCCGAAUUGGAUAUUUACGAGAUUGAGCCCGUGGUUAUUGAUGAGAUCGGCAUUGUGCUGGGCAGCGGCCCGGAUGGCUAUCGCGCCCUCUUCCGUAAUAUUCAGGCCUUUGGCGUUAGCAAUAUAACUGUUACUAAUGUGCGCUCCGACUUGGACUCGCUGCAGUUCCAGCUAACGUGCGAGAUACCCCGCAUACGCGUCAAGGCCCAAUACCGAUCCACAGGUGUUUUGAUCUUGGUAAAGGCCUCCGGUGCCGGCGAUUAUUGGGGCGAGUACGAGGGCGUUAAGGCCAAGAUCUACUUUAAGGCUAUGGCCAAUGAGGGCGCCGAUGGACGCACAUAUCUGACCACGGACUCGGUCAAAAUGGACUUCAAUGUCAAGGAUAUACAGAUGGGCGUUGACAACAUAGCCAACGGCAACUCGGUUAUACAGGCCGCUCUCAAUCUGUUCAUCAACUCGAACUCCCAGGAGCUGCUCAAGGAAAUGAAACCCGCGCUGCGGACCAAACUGACCCUCGUCAUACGAAACUUCAUGGACCGCCUGUUCGCCAAGAUACCGCUGGACGAGUGGAUUAACUUGAACUAGUUAAGUCUCUUCGAUUUAGAUGUCCGACGUAUACUAUUUAGUAAGCACUAAUUUAUUGCAACACAACACAAA
Messenger RNA from Drosophila virilis, 1105 nucleotides. It is a transcript of the gene Jhbp2, whose product is annotated as Juvenile hormone binding protein 2. The record is from RefSeq and is a predicted model, not a curated record. Lineage: Eukaryota; Metazoa; Arthropoda; Insecta; Diptera; Drosophilidae.